Exophiala spinifera is the source of this 1476-nucleotide messenger RNA. RefSeq lists its product as uncharacterized. Gene Ontology annotation, cellular component: nucleus; RNA polymerase II transcription regulator complex. Bases 1 to 1476 code for a protein of 491 amino acids. Gene Ontology annotation, molecular function: transcription cis-regulatory region binding; DNA-binding transcription activator activity, RNA polymerase II-specific. NCBI's taxonomy places the organism in Eukaryota, Fungi, Ascomycota, Eurotiomycetes, Chaetothyriales, Herpotrichiellaceae. The record is from RefSeq and is a predicted model, not a curated record. The transcript has a single exon.
AUGUCCUCGAGUGCAGCCUCUCCACCGACGGCUGGCUCGCCCCCGGCACCUAUCGACGUCAAGCCUAUACUUACGAGGCAGCCGUCAUUAUGUGCAAAGCCCAUUCAGACCCCGCCGGCGACAUCCCCCGCAUCAACAACACCCUCCGCCACGCUCUCCCUAACAAGCAAGGAAUGGAUCAUCCCUCCACGACCAAAACCUGGUCGGAAGCCAGCAACCGACACGCCACCCACCAAACGCAAAGCACAGAAUCGCGCUGCGCAGAGAGCAUUCCGAGAGCGACGUGCCGCACGCGUGGGUGAACUUGAAGAACAACUUAAACAGAUCGAAGAAGAGAAUGAACAAGAGCAAGACGCCCUGAGAGGAACCAUUGAGAAGCUCGAAAAGGAAAUCGAUCAAUACCGCCAUGAUCUGACCAACUGGGUUGAUCGCUGCCGCAAACUUGAGAAUGAACUGGUCUCGGUUCGAUCUGCAUCACCGCAAGACAAGAAAUCCGGAGAAGCACCCACCACUGAACCUGCCAUCGAUGACAACGCUGUUGGUUGUGGAAACUGCACUCUGGAAACUCGAUGUCAGUGUAUCGACGACGCUUUUCAAGCCAUGAGUGGAGAAACGAGUACGAGCACACAUCAGCAUGAAAAACGACCACAUUCUCCAAUCUAUAUGGAGGUUGAAAAACGCAUCAAGGUUGAGCCGAAAGAAGCGAUGGAAGUCGAUUUCACCUCGAUGUAUUCGGCAAAAGACAUUUCUGGUGUCAGUCACGCAGAGCAACAUUCUCCCACCUCGGCCAUCGCCGACCCCUGCGGCUUCUGCUCUGAUGGCACUCCAUGCAUCUGUGCAGAGAUGGCGGCAGAGCGUGAGCAAGCUCAGAACCACGCCGCUGUAACAGGAUCCGUAAGUCUGCAUCGUCCCGUAGCUGCCGUCAACCCGCCAAGACAGCUCGAUCAAUUUACACCACCACCGUCCGAAGGGGAUGUGUCGAUGUCAGUUCCAGCGGUGGCUGAAGCUUCGUCCUCAGGAUGUGCAUCUGGUCCAGGGACGUGCGCACAAUGCCGUGCCGAUCCAAACAGCACGUUGUUCUGUAAAUCUCUCGCGGCUUCUCGAGCACAGUCUGCAAGCACCCCGUCGGGCUGCUGUGGUGGUCAAACACCGGGUAGUCGUUGGUGCUGCCAAAGCCAACCCGACUCUGUCCCGCUACCGCCUAGGACCACUCGGUCCCGUGCAGGGGUCAACUCAACCCAGGCUCGUGUUGCAUCCAAGGCUAGCGUCACGUUGACUUGUGCUGAUGCGUACACGACACUGAGCCGGCACCCAGCAUAUGAAAGUGCCAGUGACGAAAUUGCUACGUGGCUACCAAAACUACAUGCCAGCGAUGCUCAGCCUGGGAUGGUGGGAAGACCUGCGCUCGAGAUUGAUGCCGCGAAUGUCAUGGCUGUCUUGAAAGACUUUGAUCGCAGAUUUGGGCAAAGCCGGUGA